Molecule: messenger RNA, 1193 nt
Organism: Copidosoma floridanum
Lineage: Eukaryota; Metazoa; Arthropoda; Insecta; Hymenoptera; Encyrtidae
Gene: tsr
Product: Cofilin/actin-depolymerizing factor homolog tsr
Biological process (GO): actin filament depolymerization
Cellular component (GO): actin cytoskeleton
Molecular function (GO): actin binding
Source: RefSeq, a predicted model, not a curated record
CAGGCGUCGCCAGCGACCGCUCUCGGCUCUCCAGACAUUGAGUGAGAGAGCGCAGUCGAGUCAAAGAGGAGCCAGUUGUGCCGGAAAGUUGUGAAAGAGUAGUGUGUACGGUGUUUUGUUUGGUUGGAAAAGCAGCGACAAAAGCGCAGAAGAGACAAGAGGCCGAACUUUAUUUUUUUUAAACAAAUUUUAUACACUUAUUAUUGAUCGGCGAGACUGCUGGUCGGCACACCGGAACAAUGGCAUCAGGAGUUACUGUGGCGGACAUCUGCAAGACGACCUACGAGGAGAUCAAGAAGGACAAAAAGCACCGGUACGUGAUCUUUUACAUUAAGGACGAGAAGCAGAUCGACGUCGAGGUCAUCGGGUCGCGCGAUGCAACCUACGAUGCCUUCCUUGAGGACUUGCAGAAGGGCGGCACCGGCGAGUGCCGCUACGGACUCUUCGACUUUGAGUACACCCAUCAAUGCCAGGGAACAUCUGAGGCUUCCAAGAAACAAAAGCUAUUCCUGAUGUCGUGGUGUCCUGACACAGCCAAGGUCAAGAAGAAGAUGUUGUACUCGAGUUCUUUCGAUGCUCUGAAGAAGUCUCUGGUUGGUGUACAAAAGUACAUCCAGGCGACGGAUCUGUCGGAGGCCUCCGAAGAGGCUGUCGAAGAGAAACUCCGAGCCACUGACAGGAACUAAGUGACGACAACUGCAGCACAAUAAAUACAAACAAUUUGAUAGAAAUGUAAUCGAUUUCAAAACAAAACUAAAAACUACAAGAGGGGCUACAAUGCACAAAUUACCCUUCCUCAAAACUUCUCCAAAAAAAAAGUUCUGUACCGUUUAUAUAAAAAUGGGAGUUCGUGUUUUUACAUGUUUUUCACUUUGGAAAACGUUUAUUACAAUAAUAUAUACAAAAGGAAGGGAGUACGUCGUACGUUAUAAGACAAAAAAAAAGUAUACAACGCAGUCAUAUUUGUCACACGCUGUCGCUACAUCGCGCGAAACUUGGUUUCAAUCAAUAUCGCUAAACUAAUAUUAUAAUGAUAAUAAUAAUAAGAUUUGUAAAAGGACAAAAAAAAAUACAAUUGUAAUAACAGCGUAUAUUAUACUAUUUAAACUGUCGAGAUGUAGGAGAGCAUUUCUUCUUUUUAUUGUCAUACAGGCUGUAUAAUGAAUAAAUUAAACUCAUUUCAUUAUUGUAUA